AUGCCAUACUACAGAGGAAGAACAUCGGAAAUAUGGAAUCAUUUUGAGCUGGUAGAUGGUAACAAAGCCAAAUGUGGUUACUGCAGUGUACAAUUGAGUAUUUCUGGUGGAAGCUUAAAUAAUCUCAAAAGACAUUUGACAGCAAGGCAUCCAACUGUGUCUAUAAAUAGAAAUGAAUCUGAUCAAAGAGAUACACUUAACGAACCUGAUAAUCCACAACCAAGUACCUCAACUGCAUCUAUUAGUUUACCUAACGUAGCACAGACCAGUUCAGUUUUGACUCCAAUAAUUGCUAGUGUAUCUGAUAAUUUUCAACAGCCACUUAAUCGUCCACGUAAACAAACACGACUGACUGAUUUCGUUCAACAAUCUCGACCUCUAUCAGUUACAAAAAAAAAACAGUUUGAUGAGCAACUUGCUAAAAUGAUUGUGAAGAGAUAUUAUCCAUUUGCUCUUGUUGAAGACCCUGAGUUCAAAAUAUUUUUGAAUAUGCUGAAUCCUUCAUAUGUAUUGCCAAGCAGGAAGACGGUCUCUAACAACAUAAUGCCGAGACUUUAUGAAAGUUGCAAAAACAAUGUACAAUGUUUAAUAGACUCAACUGUAGCAGUGUGUCUUACAACAGAUUGUUGGACUUCAAAUGAGAACACAAGUUUUAUGGCCACAACUGCUCAUUUUUUUGAUGUUAAUACAGAGUUGAAAUCCUUCUGUCUUGACUGUACAGAAUUUAGUGAACGACAUACAGGAGACAAUAUAAGAGCAAAACUUAUGACAAUUGUGAGCAAUUGGAACAUUACUCAUAAAGUGACAGCAAUUGUCAGUGACAAUGCAGCCAAUGUCACAAAUGCUAUCCAAAAGACAAAUUAUCGUCAGGUUUCAUGUUUUGCUCACACAUUGAAUCUGGCUGUCCAAAAUGGUCUUAAGGAUAUUUCAUCGGUCACCUUGAAAGUUAAGAGUAUAGUUGAAUACUUUAAGCGCAGUCAUCAUGCAUUGGCAAAAUUACAUGCCACUCAAGAUCAGAUGAAUAUGCCACAGCUAAAACUCAUACAAGACGUUGCCACAAGAUGGAACUCCACUUAUGACAUGUUGCAACGGUUUGUCAAAGUGAAAGACGCAAUAAACUCAACAUUGGCUGUUCUUCAAUCAAACGUUGAGAUGUUGACUCCAGAAGAAUGGGUUAUUGUUGAGAAGGCUGCAGAAGUACUUGAAAUUUUUUAUGAGGUGACAAAGGAAAUCAGUGGUGAUCAAUAUGUCACACUGUCAGUUGUCUUGAUAUUUACUGGUGUCAUUUUUGAGUCUAUGAGGAAGUAUGAACAAGAUAUAACCUUACCGAUUGAUGUAAGAACUAUGGUAUUAACCUUAAAGCAGCAGAUAACUUCUCGUCUGAAACCAUUAGAGGAUAAUGAUCUAGUUACACAGGCUGCAUUAUUAGAUCCACGGUAUAAAAAGUUGGCAUUUACAAAUAUUAGUGAACAAAAAUAUACAAAUGCUCUUAACAAAUUAAGACAAAAAGUGUGUUCUGUUCAAAUUGAAGACACACAAACACAAUAUGACAAUCCUCAACAAAUUGAUGAGCCUAGUAUUAGUAGUUCACUGUUGUGGAAAUCAUUUGAUGAACAGUACAACAGGAACAGAGCUUCGCAUAACCCACAGGCAGCUGGAAUAAUAGAAUUGGAUAAGUAUAUGAAUGAGCCAAUUUUAAAUAGACAUGAGAACCCUAUUAUCUGGUGGAAAAAUAGAAAAUCUCAAUAUCCCCGUUUAUAUAAUUUGAUGUUAAAAAGAUUAUGUAUUACAGCUACAUCAGUACCGUGUGAACGCCUGUUUAGUAAAGCUGGAAUGACAUUAACUGAACAAAGAAACCGGAUUAAACCAAGCAAAGCAUCUAAAGUGCUCUUUUUAAAUCAAAAUCUUUGA
Melanaphis sacchari is the source of this 1911-nucleotide messenger RNA. RefSeq names its product zinc finger BED domain-containing protein 1-like. The coding region runs from base 1 to 1911 and encodes 636 amino acids. NCBI's taxonomy places the organism in Eukaryota, Metazoa, Arthropoda, Insecta, Hemiptera, Aphididae. Gene Ontology annotation, molecular function: protein dimerization activity; DNA binding. The transcript is spliced from 3 exons. The record is from RefSeq and is a predicted model, not a curated record.